Daucus carota subsp. sativus is the source of this 381-nucleotide messenger RNA. Its product is annotated as ubiquitin-conjugating enzyme E2-23 kDa. The transcript has 5 exons. The record is from RefSeq and is a predicted model, not a curated record. Lineage: Eukaryota; Viridiplantae; Streptophyta; Magnoliopsida; Apiales; Apiaceae. The coding region runs from base 1 to 381 and encodes 126 amino acids.
AUGAUCAUUCAUUUCAGCGCUCCCAGGGAAUCACUAUACUACGGCUAUGGGUUCAAAGUAAAUGUUGAACUGGACGAGAACUACCCUGUUACAGCACCUAUCGUGUCCUUUGCCACCAAAAUUUAUCACCCUAACAUUGACUACGAGAAUGGCUUCCCCUGCAUCUCUGCAUUAGAGAAUGAAAAUUGGAAUGAGGAGUCAAGUCUUGAAAACAGUUUCGAUUAUGUCCUGCCACAAUUGUUGUGCCAGCCGAACUUUGAGGAUCCCUACAAUACUGAGGCUAGUGAGUUGCUUCGGGAAUCAGAGGAAGAGUACGAAGAGAAGGUGAAAGGUAUAAAUGCUUAUUGCUAUGUGUGUGAGGCCUAUGCGGAGGAGGAAUAG